Molecule: messenger RNA, 1827 nt
Organism: Gadus chalcogrammus (walleye pollock)
Lineage: Eukaryota; Metazoa; Chordata; Actinopteri; Gadiformes; Gadidae
Gene: phax
Product: phosphorylated adaptor for RNA export
Exons: 2
Coding region: 186-1535 (449 amino acids)
Biological process (GO): snRNA export from nucleus
Cellular component (GO): nucleus
Source: RefSeq, a predicted model, not a curated record
GAAACUGCAGAUAGUUUCAAAGCGGAAGCCUACGUCUGCAGAGCGCGCGGGUUCUACAGAGAACAGAGUUGUCUCACGCCGAACAAACCGAGCCGAUCAUACCGUAGUCCAUGGUUACUGGGUCGUAGACAGCUUCGCGGUCCACAGGGAGGCGAACCCCCGUUGGUCGUAGUCACUGAACAAAAAUGGAUUCGAUGCUGGAGGACGGGGAGCUGUCCGGGUCCGACUCCGAGAUGACCCCCUCCGUCCGCCCACCCCCAGCUGACCACUGCCUCCGGGCAGCUCCGCCCGUGGCCAGCGGGUACCGGAGCUCCGCCCGACCGGCGGCCUCCAGCGGGGAGGGCCGGGAGCUGUCCGGGUCAGACUCAAAGAUGACCUCCUCCGUCCGCCCGCCAGCCGCUGACAGCAGCUUCAGGCCCGCUCCGCCCGAGGCCAGCGGGUACCGGAGCUCCGCCCGACCGGCGGCCUCCAGCGGGGACUCCAGCGGGGAGGAGGAGGACGAUGAGCCCAUCGCCGCCUGGCGCUGCAAGCGGCAGAAGGUGUCCAACGCGGCUGUAGCCUCCCAGCGGCCCCCGCCGACCGCGGGCCUCGGCGGCCCCGAUGCGGCGGCCGGCCGGAAGGUGAACAACGUCUGGGGCAGCGUGGUGCAGGAACAGAGCCAGGACCUGGUGAUGGCUGGGCUGGGGGUGUUCGGCAUGGAGGGGGACUUCGACAUGGGGAGCCGCAACGUGGAGACCUACAACUACGUGCUGGCCCGCAAGAUGAUGGAGAAGGAGCGGCGGGAAGAGGAGGAGAAGGCCCGGGGGCAGCAGCACCAGGAGGCCGCCAUGCUGGACUCCCAGCUGGAGGACUACAUGCAAGCCCGUGGGGGCCACCAGGACCACUCGCGGCCCAAGAGGAAGCGGCCGGCCAAGGAGCGGCUGGGCCCGCGCGCGGAGAUGGACCUGGAGGGGCGCUACGAGCUGCGGGAGGAGGACCCGGAGCCGCGCGUGGUGGAGGAGCUCGCGCACCGCCUGCAGGAGCCCAAGCUCGACCUGCUGGAGCGCGUGGUGAGCGUACUUGGCCGCGGCCCCGCCAUCCGGCUGCUCGAGGAGACGGCCGCGCUGGAGCGCGCCGGGGGCGUGACUACGCUGGACGGCAGCCGUCGCCGCACCCCCGGGGGUGUGUACCUGCACCUGCUGAAGAGCUCCCCCGACGUGAGUCGCGCGCAGCUGCGCCAGGUGUUCCUCGAGGAGAACGCGGACCUGCGCAGGAGCAAGAAGGCGGCGCAGAAGAGGCGGCGCCACCUGGUGGCCAAGAAGAUGAAAAACGCGCUGAACACGCUGCACCUGCAGGAGGACCAGGAGUCCCGCGAGACCUUCGCCAGCGACACGCACGACGCGCUUGCCUCCCUGGGGGAGGAGCUGGAGGAGCCGGAGGAGGAGGAGCCGGAGGAGGAGGAGCCGGAGGAGGAGGAGGAGGAGCCAGAGGCAGUCGCCGUGGGAACGGAGGAGACGCCCGUGGUCUACAACCCUGCCGACCUGGAGGUGUUCUGAGGAGGGGUCACCAUGACAAAGCCACAGAGACUGUCCAAUCACAGCUGGGUCGCUCCCCGUCUGGGUCAACUCUCGAGACAUUUGGUUCGGUUCUUAUUCAAAAAGUUCCUUUGGCUCCUCCUCCUUAUUGGACUGACAGCAGAGUGUUUGAACGCGUCUAGAUUUUCUUUCUGUUGGUCUGACCCUGGUUUGAGCGGUGCUUCUCCCGGCCACUAGGUGGCGGAGAGCCCCCCUUUAAAGUUCCCUUUGGUAAAACGUCCACUCCUUUAAAUAAUAAAGGAAGAUUCUCUGA